Pelobates fuscus (common spadefoot toad) is the source of this 2266-nucleotide messenger RNA. It is a transcript of the gene LGI2, whose product is annotated as leucine rich repeat LGI family member 2. The record is from RefSeq and is a predicted model, not a curated record. Gene Ontology annotation, molecular function: protein binding. Gene Ontology annotation, biological process: inhibitory synapse assembly. Bases 153 to 1769 code for a protein of 538 amino acids. NCBI's taxonomy places the organism in Eukaryota, Metazoa, Chordata, Amphibia, Anura, Pelobatidae. The transcript is spliced from 8 exons.
AGCUGCUGCUAAAGUGCUGAUGUCAGGGAAGAGUGCAGUAGUGUAUGGUGCAGUCUGAAUAAGAAAUGCAAUGCCAGCUACAGCCAUCCUGAGAUUGUCUCAUCACCAUUCCUGUGUGCUCACACAUAUACACAGUCUGGGGGUUCGGGAUCAUGGCGCUCAUUAAGAAACCCCUUCUGUUUUUAAUUUUGCUCGGAUGUACACUGCAAGCUGUGCAACCUAAACGAUCUGUGAGAUGCCCGUCCACAUGCAGCUGUACAAAAGAAUCAGUCAUUUGUGUCGGAUCUUCCUCAAUCCCAAAGAGCCUCCCCAGCGACAUCAGCUCCUUAAGCCUCGUCAAUGGGACUUUUUCUGAGAUCAGGGAGAGAAUUUUUACUCAUCUGCCAACCCUGCAGCUGCUCUUGCUGAAUUCUAACUCAUUCACAGUCAUUCGAGAUGAUUCCUUUGCUGGUCUCUUUCACCUUGAAUACCUAUUUAUUGAAGGGAAUAAAGUAGAAACCAUUUCGAAAUAUGCAUUCAGAGGACUUCGAAAUCUAAUCAAUCUCUCCUUGGCCAAUAAUCACAUUAAGACUUUGCCAAGAGACAUCUUCAGUGAUUUAGAUUCUCUAAUUGAACUAGAUUUGAGAGGCAAUAUGUUCGAGUGCGACUGCAAGGCAAAGUGGCUAUUUUCGUGGCUCAAGAUGACAAACUCAACUGUCUCUCAUGUUUUGUGUUCCGGUCCUUCUGACUACCAAGGGAAAAAGUUAAAUGAAGUGGCAAGUUUUGAUGCUGAAUGUAUAACAACAGAUUUCAUUGAUCAUCAGAGUCUGCCCUAUCAGUCUGUAUCAGUGGAUACCUUUCAUUAUAAGAAUGAUGUCUUUGUGGCAAUUGCACAGCCUAGCAUGGAAAACUGCAUGAUUCUAGAAUGGGAUCACAUCGAAAUGAACUUUAGAAUCUAUGACAAUAUCACAGGUCAGUCAAUUGUUGGAUGCAAAGCUAUCCUCCUCGAUGACCAAGUGUUCAUGGUGGUGGCACAACUGUUUGGUGGGUCCCAUAUUUACAAGUAUGACGAGAGUUGGGCCAAGUUCACCAAGUUCCAGGACAUAGAAGUCUCACGUAUUUCCAAACCGAAUGACGUAGAGCUCUUUCAGAUUGAAGGUGAAACAUUUUUUGUCAUUGCCGACAGCUCGAAGGCUGGUCUGACUACAGUCUAUAAAUGGAAUGGCAAAGGCUUCUACUCGUACCAGUCACUUCAUGAAUGGUUCAGAGAUACUGAUGCAGAACUAAUUGAAAUCGAUGACAAGUACCAUCUUGUCUUAUCCAGUAGGUCUCAAGUACCUCUCAUCUUGCAAUGGAAUAAGAUCACUAAGAAAUUCACCCCUCACAGUGACAUUCCAAAUAUGGAGGAUGUCCUAGCAGUUAAAAGCUUUAGAAUGAAAGAUGAACUCUAUAUCUCUUUGACCAGAUUUAUCGGAGACUCAAAAAUCAUGAAAUGGAACAAUAACCAGUUCAAAGAAAUCCAGGCUCUCCCGUCUCGUGGCGCUAUGAGUUUGCAGCCUUUUUCUUUUAAGGACAGAUACUACCUUGCGCUAGGAAGUGAUUAUACAUUUUCACAGAUUUACCAGUGGGAUGUAGAGAAGAAGAUCUUCGAGAAGUUUAAGGAAAUUUACAUCCAAGGUCCUCGUUCCUUCACUGCAGUAUCCACAGAUCGUAGGGACUUUUUAUUUGCGUCUAGCUUUAAAGGAAACACACAAAUACUUGAGCAUGUCAUUGUUGAUCUGAGUUUGUGAAUGCUGCCCCUCUGAAAGGCACAAGGUAUCCUUUUUACUUUCCUCACUGCGAGACUCGGAAAUCUCAAGAAUGAAAGAAAAAGAAAAAUGGAACAUAUGUAGGUUUAGGCGUUCUACUUUAGAAGAACAGAAGCUGUGUUUCAAUCAAAGGCAGUUUUUGGUUAAUUGCAUGACUGUGUAUAUUUUAAUAACUUUCAAUAAUUUUAUAACCAAUACCAGGAAACUGCUUUGGAAUAAUUUUAACAUAAGUAGGUACUGAUAAGCCGUGCAUUUUGAAUAAGACAAAUAAUUUAGGUAUUUCAGAUUUAAUAUCAAUCAUUCUGAUUGUCUAGUGUAAUAUGUAUUGAUAAGGCCAUUUUAUGCUAUAAGUUUCAGUCAUAUAAGGUCAGGUGUAUAAUGUGUUUUCUUUUGGUCAAUACCAUUUUUUUUAUAUUAUUGUACUGUUGGCUACAACAGCCAAUUUUAGUAAUAUCUCUAUAAGAUGAACAUCUCAAGCA